AUGCGUGCACUCUUGAGAAUAGGCGCCAUAUUGCGCCGAAAGGUGGGAACAGUGAAACGGAAAUCAAAGAAGCCUCUGUCUGGAAAACUACAAGACCUAACGGACGCUCAGUUGUUGGAUAGUCACACCGUAUGGCUGGAAGGAGCGCUUCGCAAACGUGGUUUCUAUCCAACCAGCGCCUUUCUGCUGAGGAAUAUUUGUCUAACCUCUGAGUACAUUUCGUAUGGGAACACGGAUGGUGGCUGCGUGCUGGACAGAAUCUACUUUGGAGAUGUUUGUGGCAUCGUUUUUUGCGGAAUGGAGGAUGAAGAAUUUGAUGCCAUCUUCUCGAUGGACCCGGAGUAUGAAGUAGAGAGGCUUAAGGCAAAGGAACUGCUGGGCACUCUGCAGGAUCUGCAGUUUUCCAUAUGCACCAGUCUGAAGGGGUAUCAUCGGGGGCGGCAGUUCGUUUUUGAGACGAGCUCGUACGAAGAGUUGGAUGUGUGGGUUUCUAGCAUCGCGCGCAUCAUGAGGCAUUAUGAUCGUUCAAGUUUUGUUCCGAUGACAAGACUGCAGACCUAUCGGAGGUAUGUGAGAUGGUUAUACCUGGGAGACCGAACUCAGAUUGUAAUCGCCACGAUGAUCUCACUCAACUUUGUUGUAAAUAUCAUGGACAGUCAAUUGCAAGAUGAGCAUCUUGCCGGUCUGAGGUACAUCCUCAACUUCAUAGAUUCAUCUUUCACUGGGCUUUUCUUGUUGGAGCUCAUCACCAACAUGUUUUCUACUCUUGUCAAUGAAUUCAUACGGGAUGCUUGGAACUGGUUUGACACCACCGUUGUGCUUAUCUCCGUCGUCGCAAACUUCAGUCCCAACGUCCCUGGGAUCUCGGUGCUGCGACUGCUGAGGACUUUCAGGGUCUUCCGACUGUUCAAGAGGGUCCCGUCGCUCCGCCAGAUCUUGAUUGCUCUGAACCUCUCUAUCCCGCCGAUGAUGAACGCCUUUGCCCUUGUCUGUCUUGUCACAUGCAUCUAUUCGAUCAUGGCUGUUUCUUUCUUCAGCUCCAGCUGGCCUGAGUACUUUGGUGACUUCUUCACGACCAUGUUCACCAUGUUUCAGAUCCUUACGGGAGAUAAUUGGGCCUACAUCUCUCGACAGCUCUUCAUACUCACCGGGAACGGGCCCGGCGUUGCACUUCUGGUCUCCUUUGUUCUAGUCAAUGUUGUGAUUGCGGUGCUCCUGGAUGAAUUCGCUCGAGCGGCGACCAAGUCGACUUCACUUCAGAUGGAGCGGCACAAGGUCAAGGAGAAAGCUCCGGUUCACGACCGCUGUCCUCUCACAAUCAUAGCGAAAGACUUGUGCACGUAUCAUGAUGUGGACGACCUGGAAAAGCGCAUCACGUUCCUCUUCAUUCGAAUCGUUCGGGCAGCCGACCUGACCGGAGGGGAGAACACUAGGCUGAAUCAUACGAACCUGUAUCAUGGCUUCUUGAACCUGGGCUGUAUACCUCCAAUCAUGUUUCAUCGGCCUCACUGGGAGAAGUACGUCGAGGAAAAGAAGCUCUGCGAUGCGCAUGGAUACAUGGGUAUCCAGGAGUUCAUGGUCAUGAUCAAACAGGCGCUGAGGCGCUUUCAGCUGCGAGAGCUCUCGAGCGUGAUGCAGGCAGACAAACUGGACGGGCGUUGGAACAAGAAGAGGAUUGUCACUGCCCUCAUGACCAUCAAGGGGAUCCUGGCGGAGGAGGCGCAAAUGAAUCGAGACUUCGCUCCCGUGCUGCUGGAAAAUUUCAACACGUCCAACGAACCUCCCUUGCUGGACAAGGGGGCACUUGUCAAUGACAUGGACGACCUGCACGGUCGCUUGUCCGGCUUCGAGAAGGAGAUCCUUGGAGCUGACCAGUGCACGCCUCGGCCGAAGAAGCUUGUGAUGACCCCUCGGGCCGCGGCCCCUGAGGUGAUGCUCACCAACGGCCGGGGGAAGGGAGUCGACUCCAACACGUCCAAUCUCUCCAAGGUCUCGGAAGCGAUCUCGGGCCCUUUCGGCUUCGACCCUCUGCCCUCCGCCAUCAAAGUCAAUCUUCCUUUCUCUCCUUUCAACUUCUCCACCCCUCCUCCGAGGAAGAGCCUCGACGGCGCUCUCACAACCAGAAGCACAAGGUUGCCGACGGCGAGGAACCUGCAAGAGGAAGGCUGGGGCUUCAUCGCGUCACAGGGCCGGGGGCUAUUCGGCAGCAAGCCAACAGAGGCGAAGAGGAUAGGGGAGGUUGGCGCGGGGAUUCUGGGCACUUUUGAGAACAUCGGGAGAGGAAUUUUCCCUUUCAUCCCACGAUCGAACAACAAUGGUCCCGUGGAGAUAUCGACGCGUCCAGUAGGGCGAGGGGUGCUCAAGAAGCAGGGCACGUUGUAG
This is a messenger RNA of Guillardia theta CCMP2712, 2382 nucleotides long. RefSeq lists its product as hypothetical. Gene Ontology annotation, cellular component: membrane; voltage-gated calcium channel complex. Gene Ontology annotation, biological process: calcium ion import across plasma membrane. Lineage: Eukaryota; Cryptophyceae; Pyrenomonadales; Geminigeraceae. Gene Ontology annotation, molecular function: high voltage-gated calcium channel activity. The record is from RefSeq and is a predicted model, not a curated record. The transcript has 11 exons. Bases 1 to 2382 code for a protein of 793 amino acids.